ACAUUUCUUAUAUAAUGCAUCGGAAAGCGCAGAUUUUUUUCCGUUUGAAACCAUACCCCUUAAAGACCCAGAAGCUCUGAUCUAUUUUUUAUCAUCCAAAAUCCCAGACUAAAUUGUUUGAAAUGCAUUUGGGUGUGAGAGAUGGAUAUUUGUCCCAAUUCGUUUUGAUUAAAUUUGCGGAUUUAAAGCUUCAAGGAAUUUUUCUGUUUGGGUUCUGGGAUAGUGUAAUUCUUGAAAUUUCACUUGGGUUGGCCUUAAAUUGUUAAUUUAUUGAACUGGAGACGGGUGGAUAUUUGGCUUCCUUAAAUUGUUAACUUUUUGUUCCUUCGCUUGCUUUCCUGGCUUCCAAAGACGCCUUUUGCCGCCCUCAGAAUUUUCAAUUUGUUAUGACAAAAGAUAGAAUAUGAUAUGAUCACAGAGAUUAGAUUGGUAAAUUUUGGAGUUCAGGUAGAUUUCACCCUCCAAUCUAUAGCAAAUGAAUGUCUCCACAAAAUCUUUUGGUGUUUCAUUCUUAAUGGAUGAUCAGAUUCAGUUUUAUUUUGUGUGUUUUUACAUAGCUGAUGUUUCCUUUUUUAGUAUUGGUCAUUAAACUAAUUCUGUUUGAUUGUUUUCCUCAUAGAAUGGAAUCUCUUCCGGAUAAAAUUGUUCAGUGCAUAUUGUCGCAUGUGAAGAAUGCCAAGGAUGUGGCACUUUGUACCUGUGUAUCAAGGCGAUGGAAGGACUCAUUGCCUUAUAUCAAAAGCCUGUACUUCCCUCGCAACUCUUUUGACAACCACACUGGCAUCGAUCACCCCGAUGGCAUUGUGUUCAAGAUGAUAUCUUCCAUUUUCCAAUUAGAGGAGCUUGUUGUGUAUAGCCCUUUCUCAAGCACAGGGCUUGCCUCAUGGCUACUACUUGCAGGUUCAUCCCUCAAACAUCUUGAGCUCAGAAUGGACAAUCUUGCUGAAUACCAAACUUGCGUCGAAAGCCCCUCAAAAUUGGAUUGCAUCAGUGCUGCAAAGAAUUUGGAAUCCUUAAAGCUUUGGGGAGUCUUAAUGAUAAACUCUCCCAUGUGGGACACCUUUCCAAAACUUCAAAACCUGGAGAUUAUAGGUGCUAGAUUGGAAGAUCCUGCACUAUGUGCUGCUCUUCAGGCAUGUCCUAAUUUGAAAAACUUGCUACUACUUGGUUGUGAAGGAACAAGAUCUGUUUCAAUCGCGCUACCACAUUUGGAGAAGUGUAAGCUGGACUUUUACGGCUUGGGUGACUGCUCACUUACAGUAACUUGCCCAAAAAUUGAACUCCUGGAGACACAUGGUUGUAGUUGGAUCAGGGUUCCUGAGACUAACUUCUUGAAGAAACUUUCAAUUUCCAAUAAUGCUGGGAGAGUCUACAUGGUAGAUUUUGGAAAGCUUGCAGCUUUAGAUUUCUUGUCUAUUAGAGGAAUCCAGUGGUGUUGGGAUGCAAUAAGCAAGAUGCUUCAGUGGGCAAGUGAGGUCAAGCAUCUAUACAUGAAGGUUGAAUUUACAGGGGAUUUUGAUACCCUCCUUGAGCCCUUUCCAGAGAUAGACAUUGUUGAUUUUUUUAAUAGCCAUCCCAAGCUGCAAGAGUUUGAUAUCCAUGGAGCAAUGUUUGCUGCUUUUUGCCAUAGGAACAGCCUGAAAAAUAUGGAGUCAGGCUUUGUGAUUCCUUGUCUGGAGAAGGUAGCUGUCACAAUCAGAUCACCAUUAAAUGCUGAACAGAAAAUGAGCACCCUUCAGUCACUGUUGAAAUAUGGGAAGAGUAUAAAGUCGAUGGUACUAAGGACUGCUCUUCAUUUGAGCAACCAUAGCAAUGCAGAUGAUUUCUAUGAUGAUAUCUGCACGUUUCAACGCAUGAAUAGCGAGAUUGUCCGAAUAGAAUAAAUCUUACAUGGUAUGACCAGCAAGUCGCUCUCUUAUGUACUUUACAGUAGUUAGUGAGACAAAAUUAAGUGAGACAAUUACCACACAAAAAUGGUGACCUGCAGGCUGCAGCCAUGCUUGCCAUUCUCUAUAGGCAAGCAACCUCUUUCUCCCAUUGCAUGCUUCGUUUUGUACCUUGAAUGGUGUGGAUGAUAGUAGAAGCUGCUGCACUUCUAUUCAGCUUAAAGAAGUUUAAUUUGGCUGUUACGCGCACGCUGUGUUUCACUGUCUCUGGUACCUGGUUCAGAUAUUGAUAUAUUCCCUUUGUGUCUUUAAUGUUAUUAUUCCUGGGAUGGAAGAUAGCAUGGAUUUCUUGACCUCCACUCUGCAUUAAAAAACUAUAGGUCCCAUUAUCUUUUCUUUAUUACAAUCUUUAAUCAAAUUACCUUUUGCUUUUUGAUAUGAA
This is a messenger RNA of Hevea brasiliensis (rubber tree), 2328 nucleotides long. Its product is annotated as F-box protein At1g10780. The coding region runs from base 561 to 1883 and encodes 440 amino acids. Gene Ontology annotation, molecular function: protein binding. The transcript has 3 exons. The record is from RefSeq and is a predicted model, not a curated record. Lineage: Eukaryota; Viridiplantae; Streptophyta; Magnoliopsida; Malpighiales; Euphorbiaceae.